Molecule: messenger RNA, 1123 nt
Organism: Rhagoletis zephyria (snowberry fruit fly)
Lineage: Eukaryota; Metazoa; Arthropoda; Insecta; Diptera; Tephritidae
Product: probable chitinase 3
Cellular component (GO): extracellular region
Molecular function (GO): chitin binding
Source: RefSeq, a predicted model, not a curated record
AUGUGGCGACUUAUUGUUCCAAUCGCGUUUUUCUGUACCGGAUUCAGCUUCGACAUUGAAGAUAUAUCGCAGACGAUCUGUAAAAAUGCCACUGCUGGCGAUGUUGUCCCGAAUCCACAAGAUUGCAGUUCAUAUUUCAUCUGUGACAAAGUUCCAUUGAUAAGCUUCUGCGAUGUUGGACUACAUUUUGAUGCCAAAUAUAAAGUCUGCAACUGGCCUGCCUUGGCGAAAUGUCAAGUAACUCAGACUAAUAUCGUCCAGAAUAGCGACCCUCAAGUUCAGCAUAAGCAGGCCUCUGUCGUAAGAAUGACAAAAAAUUCAACUGAUUCAAAAGCUGAGCUUAAACCGGAUGAUGAGAAGAUUUUCCUAGAACACCCAUCUACGCGACCUCAGCUCGCCUUUAUCGCUUUAGACGUGCAUACUCAUAGUCCCAUCGAUCCAUUGGCCUACUAUGAUCCGGAAAAUGUCACAUGCCAUCACUAUGGCAUCUAUUUUCUGCCGCAUCCCACCGACUGCAGCACCUAUUACGUGUGUGCCUUCGGUCACAUGUUAGAGCACAAAUGUGGCCGCGCCACAGGCUGGAACUACAAGCGCCAAGUGUGCGAUAUUCGCCCGUUUGCCGAAUGCUUUAAUGGCACUACUUUCCCGAAGAGCACUACACAAAUAUUGGGGGAUGCUGCGACAACUAAAGAUUUAUUAGAUGGCCAAUCGACCGCCUUGCCGCCAGAUAAUGGCGUGUACACAGUAUGCUACAUUUUAAAUAACGGUAUUGCCGGACCGCUAACAUGGAUGCCACAGCCAACAACAGACAUAACUCCAAGUGUGACAUACAAUGAUCAGCAGUUCACUCCUGCUGCAGCUUCAUCCACGGGAAGGGUAAAAACCGAAGUGAAUGAAGUACCUGAUUGUCCCAAGGACGUGGAUGCGUAUUUUCCACACGUGGAGGAUUGCAGCAAAUAUUAUAUAUGUAUAAUCGGUAUGCCAGUGCUAACAUCCUGUCCGGAGGGUUUGUAUUGGGAUCAAAAGGCGGAGGUUUGCGAUUUAUCUAAAAAAGUGUACUGUCCGCAGCAGAAAUCCAAGAUUAAUAUUUUUUAACUGACUUAAGUGCCUGUGAAAUUUUUGA